UUUGAAGCCCAUCAUCGGUACUUGGCAGUAGCAUGGCGACGACGGACUGGCGACUAACUCCGCAGAACGUGGUCACGACCGAUGGCGCCUGCGACGGCGUCAAGUGGCCCGCGCUCGUCUUCGCUUCGUACCAGGCCGCCAACGAGUGGCUCAUCGACAUCGAGCACCUCCGGCGGCUCAAGCCAGCGACCGACGUCGAAGACCGCGUCGUCUUCUACUUUGGACGGACGAGCCUGGCGCCCAACGACACUACACAGGUCGCGCUUUUACCGGCCAAGACGCUUGACGCGUCGCCGUGGUCGGCCGACGACAACUUGAGCGACGACCCCAUGUACACACACGCUAUGGCCGUCGCAAGACAGUUUGCGGCCGCGCCCACGAAGCUCAAGGCGUGCGAGAUUGUCUUCAACUCGUCGUUGGACAAUGGCGUUGUGCCAGAGAGCCACGGCCUCGUGUCGCCCGGCGUCCACAUCGCCGACGACGAGCGCGAGUGGAGCCAGCUCUUCGAGUCGAUUUGGGACAUCCUCGAGGCCGACGGGUGGAGCCUCAUCACGAUUUCGGGCGACCUCAUCUACGCCAUGCCCGGCGUCGCGUUCAACAACUUUAUGCCCGGCGUCACAGUCUACACGUCCAAGAAGGAGGCCUUCAAGAAGGCGCUCGACGAAUAUACGGCGGCCGAGCCGUCCGCUUCGACCGAGAGCCUCUGGAGCGUCAUCUGGGACUACAUGGAGACGCACAAGCAGUGGAAGUCGUUCAAGAUGCGCAACAACGACGUCAUGUACCACGUGCCCGGCAUCAGCGUCAUGGACCUUGUCCAGAACGUCAACUUUUUCAUGAACAAAAAGGACGCCGUGCUCAAGUUUACGAGCGAGCGCAAGAGCUUGGUCAAGAAGCGCAAGUCGCCGGACGGCGUCGAAGACGUGCCCCUCGCCGCGCCGUCGCCGCCCGUCGUCGUUGCGGCCGAGGCAAGCGUGGUGGCGCCCAAGCCGACGACUACGUCGGCGCUCCAGCCCGUUGCCCGGACCAAAAAGACAAAGAAGCGCGCGUUGAACGAGACAAGCGACAAGGAGAACAGCGACGUCAACAGCCGGUCGUCGACCUCGCACCGCCGGCGCUUUGGCGACGCCGAGUUUCCGUUUGCGCGUCUCUACAGCGUCCUCAAGGAGUUUGGCUGGACGUACGUCGCCAGCACCUUUGGCUACAAGUACGUGGUGCCCGGGCGUGACGCCAAGGGCGUCGAAGGCGUCGACCACUUUCCCACCGAAGAGGCCGUCAUCGAGUUUCUUCAGAACAAGGGCCUGCUCCACGCGAUCCAAGCGCAUCUGCGCGGUGGUCCGAUGCCAACGCUGGAUUUCAAUGCACCCACCGGUGUCCAGCCGCCGACAGCCAAGCCGGCAGCGACCAAGCCGGCAGUGACCAAGCCUGUCGAGCCCAAGCCCAAGACUGUCAAGCCCACGAAGCAGCGCCUCUCGUUCUCGGGCGUUGAGAACACGCCUGUCGCAGCGCCGGACGCCAAGAAGAAGGCCAAGGCGGUGGUCAUCUCGGCCGAAGACGACGACACGUCCCCGAUCAAGACGACGGUCACCAAGAAGGCAGUUGGCAACACUGCCAAGCUCAAGAAGCCCAAGGCAGUUGAAGGUGAGGCGGCCAAGCCCAAGAAGGUGGCAGAUACUGCCAAGCCCAAGAAGACAACCGAGGCAGAUACUGCCAAGCCCAAGAAGACGGCGAGCCGCAAGCUGACCAUCUCGACCAAGGCGGCGGCCAAGGCCAAGGAGGUCUGUGCCGUGUCGCCGCCUCGCCGCGCAACGGGCUUCAAGUGCAGCUUUGGGCUUGUCUACCGCGUGCUGCAGAGCCGGGGCUACACGCACAAAACCGGUCCGAUGGGCUAUUCGUACUUUGCCCCCGGCAAGACCGAGGCCAACGGCGAGCUCAACGUCGACUACUGGCACAACGAAGUGGACCUCGAGCUCUUCCUCAAACGCACGGGCGAGUGGGCGCGCAUCUCGCGCAUCCUCGAGCGCUCCUACAACGGGUACUCGACGACUGAGAGUUCGCCGGAAGGCACGGCGGCGGCGUCCGAGGCGGGCACGCCGGCGCCGACGUCGCCCGUCCCCCGCUUCAACAUGCCGUUGACGGACGCCGCGGCCGCGUCCGGGCUCUUCUCGCCCGAUCGGUGCAACGACGCCGACGACGAAGACAUGGCCGUCGAGUCGUCGCCCGAAGCCAAAGCCGUAAAGCCGGUCCUUCUGCGCCAAAAGCCGCAGCCGAAGGUCAAUGCCAAGAAGGCCGUACCGGUCAAGUCGUCGGUGACGAUUCCUCCGUUCGAGAUGAAGUUUGGUCGGCUCUUUAGCCUGCUCCAGAAGCGCGGGUGGCGCUACAAGAACGGCCUCCUCGGGUACGAGUACGCCGAGUACAAGGACCGGAAGGAGCUGCGCUCGUUCCACUCAGAAGACGACCUGAUCGCGUACCUCAAAGCGACUAAGCAGUACCCUGAUCUCGAAAAGGAGCUCCAGAAGGAGCACCGGCGUCGGUACAUCUACGAGUCGUCGACCGAGGGCGGGUCGGCCUCGGAGGCGCUGGUGCUGCCGUCGACGUCCGAGGACGAGACGGCGGAUGCGACGUACUCGUUUGCCAACAUUUGGCCCGUGCUCAAGGCGCGCGGGUGGACCGAGCGCAAGCCCAACACGAUGGAGGACACGGCGUACACGUACUGCAACCCGCGCGGAAAGGUAUACAACAAGUCGGGUGUGGUGACGUACGCCAAGCUCGUCAAGGUCCUCGACGACGCCAAGGAAGACGACGAGAGCGAGAACAGCGACUCGGACUCGUCCAGCGACGACGAUGACAGCGAGCCUAGUGAGGCAAGCGACCCCAGCGACGACGACGACGACGGCAAGCCGACGCAAGACGACGAGACGGAGACGGAGACGGAGGUCGUCAUCCACAAGACGCCGUCGACCAAGGCCAUUGUGUUUGACACGCAGACGCCUGUGCUCCUAGACGUCGCGUCGUCGAGCGAAGAGGAGAAGACGCCAACGACGACGUCGACACCAACGCUGACGUGGCAGCCGCCGGCUGACGAGGCGACGCAGGUGCUUACGUCGCCAGUCUCGUCGCCAGCCAAGAGUGCCGCGUCGUCGCCAGCCAAGAGCGCUGCGUCAUCGCCGGCCAAGAGUGUGGGCUCGCCCGAGAAGGGCCCGUCGCUCGUGGAGCAAGAAGUGUCGCGUGUGCUCGAAAACCUCAGCCUCGCGCACCGCCCGGACGCGAUGCCGCACCGCGCCAAGCAGCAAAAGAUGCUCCACGACUUUGUCCGCCGCUGCGUGCAUCAAAAGCAACGCGGCAGCGCGUACGUCUCGGGCACGCCGGGCACAGGCAAGACCGCGCUCCUCCGCAUCAUGCAGGAGCAGAUCACAAAGGAGUGGUCGAGUGCGCACCAGGCGACGCCGCUCUCUGUCCUCAACCUCAACGCGAUGGCGCUCAGCGACAGCAACGGCGUCUUUACGACGAUCGCGCGCAAGAUGACCAAGCGGUCGUUCACGUCCACGGCGGACGCCAUUGCCGCUCUCGAGAUCGCGUUCCAGAGCACCACCGAGACGACGUUGCUGAUCCUCGACGAAAUCGACGUGUUGCUCAACGGCAAGGGCGAGAGCGACCUCUACCGUCUCUUUGAGUGGGCGCACCGCCCGUCGUCGUCGCUCAUUUUCAUUGGCAUCGCCAACUCGAUCGACCUCACCAACAAGUACAUUCCGUAUCUGCGCACGCGGUUGUGCAUCCCGGUGGUCGUCAUGUUCCGGCCGUACGACUACGACGCGAUCCACAGCAUCCUCGAGGCGCGCAUCGUGCGCGACAGCCUCUUGCCCAAGGCGCUCUUUGAACCCGUCGCGCUCUCAUUCCUCGCGCGCAAGAUUGCGCAGCUCAACGGCGACAUUCGCACGGCGUUUGACAUUUGCCGGCGCGUCCUCAACCAAAAGGCCGAGAAGGAGAGUACGGGCAAGAGCUUUGCGGUCUCGCUCAUGGAGAUGUCGGCGACGCUCAAGCUUGUGGUCGACUUCCAAGGCUCCAAAGUGCUACAGACGCUGCCGCGCAACACGCAGUUCAUCGUGUACGCGACGACCAAGAUGCACCCGCGCGUCGCCAACGUCUACUCGAUCCACGAGACGUACGACAAGUUUUGCGAACUGAGUCGAUUGGCCGGCACGUCGGCGGCGUCGAUCAUGACGCUGCGCGAGUUUUACACGCAGCUUGAUACGCUGUCGUCGCAGAACCUGCUGACGCUCAACGUCAAGAAGGAGUCGUUCCGGCUCUUCAUGACGAAAGAAGAAAACGAAAAGAGCUUGGGCGUCGACCCGUACUUCAAGGCGCUUCUGCGGACGUCGUCGUCCAUGUCUCCGUAGUCGUCAUGUGUCUUUGGACCUUAGUAGACCCUCUUAUUUUAUCCCUUUGACAUCGAUACGAUGCUGUGCUCUCUGCCA
Messenger RNA from Saprolegnia diclina VS20, 4472 nucleotides. RefSeq lists its product as hypothetical. NCBI's taxonomy places the organism in Eukaryota, Oomycota, Saprolegniomycetes, Saprolegniales, Saprolegniaceae. Gene Ontology annotation, biological process: mitotic DNA replication checkpoint signaling. The record is from RefSeq and is a predicted model, not a curated record. Gene Ontology annotation, cellular component: nucleus. The coding region runs from base 33 to 4394 and encodes 1453 amino acids. Gene Ontology annotation, molecular function: DNA replication origin binding; ATP hydrolysis activity. The transcript is spliced from 2 exons.